GUCCGUUUGACGGCAUUCUCGGUUUCUCUCAAGGGGCGAUUCUGGUAGCUGCUCUGGUGGCUUUGGGCGAGCUGCGCAAAGAUGGCGCCAUGGCUUCCUGCAAAAGCCUUAUUCUGGCGGGCGCAGCUGUACCGGGACCGUUCCGGCGCGAGAUUGCCGAGCUGGCUGAAAGUGGCGACCGCGGCGGCUUUCGAGCUCUACACACGAUCGGCCGUGCGGAUACGAUGAACCCACCCGAGGGCGCGCGGGAGGUUGCUCGCGCUGUUGGUGGUGAGGUAUUCGAGUUUGAUGGAGGCCAUGAAGUGCCACUGGACGAGGCCGCGCUGGAGGCUUACAGCAGCUUGCUUCUUCGGAAAGAGGAUGCAUGA
This is a messenger RNA of Symbiodinium pilosum, 368 nucleotides long. The record is from the annotation of a GenBank genome assembly. Lineage: Eukaryota; Dinophyceae; Suessiales; Symbiodiniaceae.